AUGGCAGGACCGAACGGAACCACAGCGAACGAGCAUACGGGGUUGAUAUCAGGGCAAGAGAAUGGCGGAGCAGGGAGGAAGAAGAGUUCGCUGACGGAAUUCUUCGAGUUUUUCAUCAAGAAGAAUCAUACCGCGGGAAUGGAGAGUGAAAACAAGUUCGUGAGGUAUCCUGCAAACGUUAUGCAAGCUACUAAAGUCACAUUGUACAGCAACUAUGUCAAUAUCCUCCUGGUCUUCGUGCCGGUGGGUAUAGUUGCUGGUGCAAUGGGCUGGAACCCCACGGUUGUUUUCUUUCUCAAUUUCUUUGCGAUUGUUCCGUUAGCGGCUGUUCUUUCCUUUGCUACCGAAGAGAUCUCUAUGAAGCUCGGACAGACAAUGGGUGGAUUGUUGAAUGCUACUUUUGGAAAUGCAGUGGAGUUGAUUGUCAGUAUUGUUGCAUUGAGAGAGGGGCAGAUCAGAAUUGUUCAAUCUAGUAUGUUGGGAAGCAUCCUUUCCAACAUGCUACUUGUACUUGGGUGUUGCUUCUUAGCAGGUGGCAUUCACAAUUCUAGGACUGGUACUGCGAAUGGUAUCGAGCAAGAUUUCAACUCAACCGUAGCCUCGACCAUGUCCUCUUUGAUGACAGUCGCUGCUGCGUCUUUGAUCAUUCCAGCAACUCUUUAUGCCGCACUAUCAAAGUCUCAAGAGAACUCGGAUGAAAACAUUCUCAUCCUAUCUCACGGCACCGCUAUCAUCCUUCUCAUCCUCUACGUCCUCUACCUCGUUUUCCAACUUCGAACCCAUUCUACCCUUUUCGAUGCUGAAACUGCACCUGAGGGAGAAGAGGAGGAGCAGGAAGAAGAGGAGCCACAAUUGAGCCCAUGGGCAGCUGCUGGUGUUCUUGUAGUCGUCACUAUCGCUGUUGCCGUUUGCGCCGAGUUCCUCGUUGACUCGAUCGAUUCACUCGUUGAGACGGCUCACAUUUCCAAGACCUUUAUCGGUCUUAUCCUCCUUCCGAUUGUCGGCAACGCUGCUGAACAUGUUACUGCUGUCGUGGUCGCUGUGAAGGAUAAGAUGGAUCUCGCUAUGGGUGUUGCGAUUGGCAGCUCGAUGCAAAUCGCUUUACUUGUUACUCCUUUCUUGGUUAUCUUGGGCUGGAUCAUUGACCAACCAAUGACAUUACAUUUCGAGACCUUUGAGACGGUCGUUUUCUUCUUGAGUGUAUUGGUUGUUACAUAUGUUAUUCAGGAUGGAAAGAGUAACUAUUUGGAGGGUGCCAUGCUGUUGGGUCUUUAUAUCAUCAUCGCGCUUGCGUUCUUAGUAUAUCCAGACGAUGCCACCGAUGUUCCCAGCAUAGUCGUCAGAUCGGUGAAGGCUAUGGUUGGAUAUUAG
Messenger RNA from Mollisia scopiformis, 1371 nucleotides. RefSeq names its product Calcium/proton exchanger. Gene Ontology annotation, cellular component: fungal-type vacuole membrane. Gene Ontology annotation, biological process: intracellular calcium ion homeostasis; calcium ion transmembrane transport. NCBI's taxonomy places the organism in Eukaryota, Fungi, Ascomycota, Leotiomycetes, Helotiales, Mollisiaceae. The transcript has 4 exons. Gene Ontology annotation, molecular function: calcium:proton antiporter activity. Bases 1 to 1371 code for a protein of 456 amino acids. The record is from RefSeq and is a predicted model, not a curated record.